UACCGCUCCGCACGGCAGCGGCAAAAUAACGUUUAGCGCUCAUAACAAGCGGAUUCUCAGCGCUUUGCUCAUAAAACAGAAGACCUGCAGGCCUCUGUGAGUUAAACAUCCUGAUUGUACAAAAGGCCCCAUAGUUUUGAGUUCUCCUUUCUAUUCUGUUCAGUUGUUCACCUGUAGUUGCUUAGAGUGACCUGUAGAUGUCACCCCACCACUUUGGAUGGGAGAGGUUUUGAACAGGUGGAUACGUGGGUGAGAUCUAUAUGAGUGUGUUCGCUCCAGUUUACCAGCAGAGAAGUGGUCAUUUCGUGAGAAGUGUGCGUUACUGAGCAACAGACCACACACACACACACACACCUGUACCUAGACUUGUAUGUAACACCUGAUCCUCCAACAAGCCUGUUACCUUUGACUGUGUGGAGGCAAUACAAGCGUUCAAACCAUCCUGGGUGUCUUCAGUGUCUUCUUCCUGAAUCGCCAUCCAGGCCUAGAGUAGUGUUCUGGCCGACACUCCGGGGAGUGGCAGCUACAAACCGGAAUCAACACCUUACAGUCCCCCCCUUCCAGCAUUCACCAUGCCUGGCAAAGUGUCCAAACGCAAGGCGGAUGCUGCCAAGCGCAGCAAACGUCCACCUCCGCCCCUGCGUAUUGGGAUUCCAACGCCCAACAGUGACGACGUUCAUCUCUCUGGUACCGGCUGGCGCCAUAGAGUUCGUCGUUGGCCAACUAGUGCAGUGUCCAACAAAGCUCACAAGUUGGUCCUUCCGGGUGGGAUUCCUGACAAGAAAUUCGUCCUACUUGUUGGGGACUCCCACUUGAGGUCCGUGGCAGACGGCAUAGUCCCUAUGCCGGUUGGCGGCCUCGCUUUUGGAGUGAUGUCCACUCCAGGAGCUUGUGCAGAUCUUCUGCGCCUUGAGGUUUCACAGGCUGUGUUACCUCGGGAGCCUGAUGCUGUUUGCGUCAUGGCUCCUUCUAACAACCUUACGGCCAGCAGAACAGUUGAAGAGGCAGGGGAUGCUUUUGAGCGGUACCUUUUGGCUAUUCUCAGUCGCUGGCCUAAGGUUUUCUGUACCGCCAUGAUUCCCCGUUUAGUUGGAUCCUGGGAGCGUCAAGACCUGUUUCAGCAGGAGUACCACCGCAGAUCGGCUAAGCUACGUGUAAGUUACGUGCCGAUCCACGAUGACCUACCCAGGUACCGUCGCGAACUGUGGUGCCGUGAUGGUAUCCACCUCAGUGAUGACCACGGGAUGCCUAUACUCACGCAACUGAUGUGGCAUGCCUCCUAUCAGUUCUUGGAGACACCCGCACCAAAGCCACUGGUGCAGCACCAGGUGUCUCAUCCGCUGAAAGCGAGUAUUGUGCCCCGUGUGGUUGUGAAGGGUGUGGAACGCAUUCCACCUCCACCCCCUUCCGAAUGGACGUUCGUGAGACCUAGCGGGAAGAGGAACCAUUCAGGGGAAUUUGAAAAGGCUUCUAAUUCCCCCAAGAAACGAGUGGUUCUUUCUGAGACUGAUGACACUUCAGUGGCCUUGAAGGAGUGUUUCAUCCCCCUGAAUCCCGUUAGAUUCUCACCUACAAUUCUGGCUGCCAUGGACACGCUAGCUCCAUCGGCUCUUGGUGAUGUCCCCACAGACAUCCAGACUACGUCUGUGGGACAUCGCAAGAAGCCUGCUGUCUUGAAGCCCAGGCCAGUAAAGCAGCGGUUCUUGGAGACAUCCUCACCAAAGCCACUGGUGCAGCGCCAGGUGUCUCAUCCAGUUACGGCAAGUAAUGUGCCACGCGUUGUUGCGAAGGUUGUGGAAACCAUUACACCUCCACCCCCUUCCCAAUGGACACCCGUGAGACCUGAUGGGAUGAGGAACCAUUCAGGGGAGUCUGAACACGCUUCUGAUUCCCCCAAGAAAGUAGUGGUUCUUGGUGAAAUUGGCACUCCAGUGGCUGUGAAGGAGUGUUCCAUCCCACAGUUCUCACCUGACAAUGUGGUUGCCAUGGACACACUUGCUCCAUCGGCUGGUUCAGAUGGUCCCACAGACAUACAGACUACGUCUGUGCGACAUUUUAAGAAAGCAGCUAGGCGUGUCCAGCAGGAGGUUGCAUUCCCACCUUGCAUAAAUCCUCUUGCAGACGUGGAGUCUGUUCAUUUUAGGAAGGAGGUGUUGGACUGUGACCAGCUGCCUUUACCCCACCAUCAGGAGGCAUCUGGUUGUCCUGGGUCUGUCUCUGGGUCUGGUGCUGCUCAUGCUGUGAUGCCUCCUUCUGGCCAGAAGGGUGAUUGCCAUCACGUGCAUGCAUCACCCAGAGGUCAGUCCACUAACACCCCUUCUUGCAUGCGUUCACAGAUUUUGCUAUCGUCUCUAGUUCCAGAGACAACUGUUCAGGAACCUUCAAGCAGUUCUGUUGUAAAUAAUUUUGAUGAAGAUGAUACAAGCUCACACAAGGAUGAUAAAGUUUUAGACUCUAUCCUAGGAUCAUUUCACCAGGGCGAUAGGCGUUUUAAAUAUGGGGGAGUUCAGUGUGCAGCUAUUACUGUUGUUGCUUUAACAAAGCACAAACAGAAGAGUGUUUUUUCUUGGGACUUUGCCGUGUUGGAUAACGUUGUUGAGUUAGGAGAUGAGCUGUACACAGAUUUGCGCGACAACAAAAAGAUUAGAGGUGGACAUGAGUUUCUCUCUGUUCCAGACUUGCCAAAGGAAAUUGACAUAGAAGAACAGCGUUUUAAGCUUGUUUACGGGGAUUUUGUUUCAGGAGAUGUAGAUGUAGUUGAAGGCGAGUUAAUAGAUGCUGGUGUGUACACUCCUCUCCUGGAUGGAUUGCAGAAGAUGUGCACACAGCAUGAAACUUGCAUUAUGACAUUAAGUGGCAAUACUUGCGCUAUCAUUUGUGAUAAUGGACGUUAUGCUGUAGUAGAUUCCCAUGCACGCUCUGCAGACGGCAUGGUAGACCCGACAGGACAGAGUGUAGUUGUGUACUUUGCAAACCUUGAUAAUGUUUUUCAACAUUUUCAGAGGUUUGCUAGUAAACUAGUGGGAUCUCAGAAGUCAUUUGAGAUCACUGGAGUGGAUAUUGUUCAGAUGGACACAUUUACAAAUGUAUCUGAACAAACAAGCGCAGUUCCCACGAAGGCCAAAGGGGAGAAGCGCAAAAGGUCAUCCACAUCCACAGCAUGCAAAAGGACGAAGAUUGAUGAUGUUAAGGAUAUGGACUCUGUUUUUGUUAGUGAUGUUACGACAAAGGUUUUGCAUUUUGAUCCCAUCUCUAGUGAUGUGUCAGAGGUUCUGUGUAAACGGUUGAAUGUGGAGUAUGAAAAGUGUGAUUAUGCUUGUUAUGGUGUUGGUGAGUUGGGUGUACCUUGUGUGAAUGAGGAAAUAGUGGGUGACGGAAACUGUUUUUUCAGGGCAGUAAGUCGAGCUGUUACUGGCACCCAGAAACAUCAUAGAAAAAUUCGGCUCGCUGUGGUAAACCAGUUAAAAAGGAAUCCUCAAACAUAUCAAAGUAUUUUAAGAAGUGAGUAUUCCUCGGUUCCACACUAUCUUAACUCAUCUAGGAUGCAAUAUGUAGGAAACUGGGCAACUGAGGUAGAAAUUCAAGCUGCCGCUGAUUAUUUUGGCAUUAACAUUUUCACUUACUGUAAUGAUAAAUGGCUUGAAUACAGCUCCAACAGCAGCAUAUCUAAUCAAGGUGUUUAUUUACAAAAUUGUAAUGGUAACCAUUAUGAGACAGUCAUUUGUGUUAAACAGCUUAACAUGGAAACAUGUUAUGGGUAUUGCAAGACUGUAGAUGAUGAUUCUGGAAAAUAUAACACUCGACAAGCUGCUACUGAACCUUGUUCUAUAGAAGCACAUGAUGCCAGUGCCAUUGAUGAUUCCAAUACUUUUACUCCUCUGUCUGCAGAUGUUUGUAAAACUCUUUGUAACAUGUUGAAAAUAGAUUAUGACAAACACACUUCCCAAGACUCUACACCAUGUGGGACUUUGGGAAAUGUGUGUAAGACAGAGGAUAUUGUAGAAGAUGGUAAUAGUUUUUUCAGAGCUGUAGCUCAUUCAAUUAGUGGGUCACAGAAAGGCCAUCGUAAGGUCCGACUUUCUGUUGUUUCAUACAUGUUAAAAAAUACUGAACAGUGUCAACAGUUCCUGGGAAAACAUGCUUCUGUGUCACAAUAUAUAGAACACUCACAGAUGAAGUAUGUAGGUCACUGUGCUACAGAAGUAGAAUUUAGGGCUGCAGCUAAUAUGUUAGGCGUGCACAUAUUUAUUAAUAAUGGCACUGAGUGGAUCAAAUAUAGUCCUAAAUCCAGUAAUUUCAUCAUUGAGGGACUAUAUUUGUCAAACUGCUUUAAUAUUUUUAAACCUGUUAUUUGCACUAAGCAGGGUGACAAAGAAACAUGUUUGGGUUUUUGUAAAGUUGAUUCUUUGUCAGACACUGUAAACAGGUGCAGAAGAUCAAUAAAAAAGCAGUUAAAUGCUGACCCAAACAUUAAAAGUAUGAACAGUAAUAAAGUUUUGUCUAAAUAUAAAAAACAAAAAAAGGCUUUUACAAAAGCCUUUCGAUAUAGAAAUGACAAUACAUUUAAUGAAAAAGUUAAAACUCAGAGCCAAAAAUUAUAUAAGACAAGUUUUGUAUGCAGGUUGACAAAAAUCAAUUCCAGCAAAUUUAAAUACAAAUUUGUUACUACACAUAAACAGAAAGUUAAACAGAUGAGUUCGUAUAACUAUCAUCAUAAAUUGUCUUACAGAGAAAACGUUAAACAGAGGAGUAUUCAUGAAUACCACCAUAAUUUGCUUUAUCAAGAAAGAGUUAAACAGAGGAGUAUUCAUGAAUACCACCAUAAUUUAUCUCAUCAAGAAAGAGUUAAACAGAGGAGUAUUCAUGAGUACCACCAUAAUUUAUCUCAUCAAGAAAGAGUUAAACGGAGGAGUAUUCAUGAAUACCACCAUAAUUUAUCUCAUCGAGAAAGACUUAAACAGAGGAGUAUUCAUGAAUACCACCAUAAUUUAUCUCAUCGAGAAAGAGUUAAACGGAGGAGUAUUAAUAAAUACCACCAUAAUUUAUCUUAUCAAGAAAGAGUUAAACGGAGGAGUAUUCAUGAAUACCACCAUAAUUUAUCUCAUCAACAAAAAGUAAGAGAGUUGAGUAGAAGGCAGUAUCUUAAAGAUGAACAUAAAACACGAUUAAUAGAAGGUAUAAAGCACAAACGAGAGCUGAUUAAAUUAAAGUCACAACACUUUGAUUUUGUCACUGAGCAAUUUUUGGAGAAGGUAAAAGAUGGACCUGAUUUUGUGUGUUGUGUAUGCUCUCGAUUGUUAUUUAAACAUCAGGUCUUAAAUUGUCGCAAAGAUUAUUAUAAAAAAAACAAAGAAAUGUCACUUAUAGCAGAUAAAUGUAUAAGUGAAGAUUAUAUGCAUAGAUGCACCAGUGCCUGCAAGUCACCAUGUGAGUUUUUCAAUACAUCUAGAAAUUCAUUGUAUAUCUGUUACACUUGCCAUUAUAAAAUUAACAAUGGUCAAAUACCUCCACAGAGUUCAAUCAACAAACUGACUGUUGAUCCCAUCCCACCUCAGUUGGCACGAUUAAAUACAUUAGAGCAACAUUUGAUAGCUUUAAAUAUACCAUUUAUGAAAAUGUUGGCUCUGCCUAAAGGUGGUCAGAAUGGAAUUCAUGGGCCUGUAACUUGUGUACCAGCAAAUAUAGUUGAAACGUGCAGUUUGUUACCACGCACCAACAUGGAGGGGUCUUUAUUACCUGUAAAGUUAAAACGCAAAUUAACAUAUAAAGGCCAUUAUGAUUAUCAGUAUGUUGACGCAGUGCAUGUCCAGGAAGCUCUUCAGUAUUUAAAACAUCAUAAUUUACAUUACAAAGAUGUACAGUUCAAUGAAGCGUGGAUUAAUGAAUUUUCUCGUGUGGAUGACCAUUCUGUAUCGGAAAAGAACAGUGUUGCUGAUAAAGAUGAGGGUGCGUGCAUAGAAGAGGAUGAAGAUGAACUGCUGCAUGAUCGACAGCAACACUGUAUGUUUCAGGACACCUGUCUCAUGCCAGUGGAUAUAGGACAAGAAGCAUUAGAUCAGUAUGUUGACAACGUGUUAAAUGUAGCUCCUGGUGAAGGUAAUAAUCCGGUGAAAUUGCUUUCUGAUGUUACAAAUGAGGCGAAAUGUUUCCCUGUAUUAUUCCCUUCAGGAUCAAAAACGUACCACGAAAGCCGGCAAUAUAAUUUGACAUUGAAUCGUUAUUUUAACACUAGACUUCUUCACGCUGAUGGGCGAUUUGCUCAUAAUGUAGAAUAUAUCUUUUUUGCGCAGUACAUGUCUGAACUGGAGCAGGUUGUGUCUAAAGUUUCUAUAGCUCUACGUAAAGGUAAAAGUGGUGAAUCCCAUGACUUGCGUAAUUUGGUAAAGGAUCAGGAUUCCUUAAAUAAGCUGUUGGAGUUUGAUGAUGGGUAUCGUUUCCUCAAACCUAUUCGGGGCACACCUGCAUUUUGGCAGACUGCACAACGCGACCUGCUGGCAUGUGUUAGAAUGCUGGGCAAACCUACUUGGUUUGCAUCAUUUUCGUCAGCAGAUAUGAGAUGGACUAAUCUCCUGUACAGUAUUUUGAGACAGGAAGGCAGAACACAGACAGUGGAACAGCUGGAGUGGGCUGAUAAAUGUGAACUGCUGCGUAGAAAUCCUGUCACUGCUGCCCGAAUGUUUGACUUUCGAUGGCACGUCUUCUUAAGAGAAGUUCUUAUGUCUCCUGCCAAUCCCAUCGGUAAGAUUGUAGAUUACUAUUAUCGUGUUGAGUUCCAGCAGCGUGGUUCUCCACAUUGUCAUUGUCUGUUUUGGGUUUCUGGUGCUCCGGUUAUAGACAAGAACACAGAUGAGGAGGUCACUGCAUUCAUUGACAAAUAUGUGACAUGUGAACUUCCUCCUGAAGAAGAUUCACUGUCUGAAGUAGUCUCAUCUGUGCAGCAGCAUUCAAAACGACAUUCAAAGACUUGUAAAAAGAAAAAUACUGUUUGUCGUUUUAAUUUUCCACGACCUGCAUCGACUAGAACUUUUAUUAGCCGUGGUGAAAAGUAUCAAGAUGCAGCGAAAACUUGUAAAUGCAAUAAAACAGAUUCUACUGUGCAGUGUCCCUGUUUGUCUCAAGAUAAAUCACAUAAACAAGAAAUGGACAAAGAUGUAGCUAGUGCCAUUUUAACUAAAGUAAAGACUGCUAUUUCUAGUGACGACUGUCCAUAUACCAGUGUGGAAGAUCUGUUUAGAGGCCUGGGUAUUAGCCAGGAAGUAUUUGAAAUGGCAUAUAAACGAUUUUGUAGAAAUACACAUGUUGUUUUGAAGAGGCAAGUUAAUGAGAUUUGGAUUAAUCAGUAUAGCAGGUUGCUGUUAAAAGCUUGGAAUGCUAAUAUUGAUAUCCAAUAUUGUGUAGAUGCUUAUGCAUGUUGUGUUUAUAUAGUAUCUUAUAUGUCCAAAAGCGAGCGGGAAAUUGGCCUUCUGCUUGCUAAUUCUCAAAGAGAAGCAGCUAAAGAUAAUGUUAGUGCUAAAGAGGCUUUGAAGACACUCGGAAAUGUUUAUCUUCAUAACCGAGAUGUUUGUGCACAGGAAGCUGUGUACAGACUAACCAACAUGCAUCUAAAAGAGUGUUCUAGAAAAGUAGUUUUUGUUCCCACUGGUGAUAAUGUAGUGAAAAUGAGUUUACCCAUUGCUGUUUUGAGACAAAAGGCAAUGUCACAGGAUCUCAGUACCGACGACAUGUGGAUGUGCGGCAUAGCUGACCGUUAUAAGAACAGACCUAAUGAUAAUACAUUUAAUGACAUGUGCCUUGCGACGUUUGCUUCAGAGUAUCGUGUUUUGAGUAAAAACGAGAAAUGUAAAAACCCCGUACAGUUGAGUAGUGAUUUCGGAUUUGUCGCAAAAAGAACUCGAACUAAGCCAGCCGUUGUUCGUUACGCCCGUUUUUCUGAAACCAGAGAGCCAGAGAAGUUUUAUCAAAGCAUGUUGCAGUUGUUUCUGCCACAUCGCUUUGAUACUGAACUUAAGCCUUCAACCUGUAAAACAUUUGAGGAGUUUUACCGAACCGGUUUUAUUAGAUUUGUUGAUGGAACAAACCGUUCUGUAAAGUCUGUUGUAGAUUUAAAUCGGGGUAAAUAUGAAAUGGAAUCUGAUCAUUUGGAGGUUGUGGACAAUAUUGUUGGUGAUGCAAUGUUAGAGAACGCUUGGUGUGAGUUGUGUCCAGAGUUGGAGGGUGAGCGUUUGGAAUGUGUGGAAAUAUUGAAAGAGAGCUCACAAACGGUAAACGAUGAUCCAGACAUCAUCCCAGAUUUGGCUCCGUCAUCUAAGGACAUUGGACGAUUAGAGAGGAGAAACGUCAUGAGUAGAACUGAAGGCCUGGCAUUAAUUAGAUCUUUGAAUGAGAAACAGUUCUCUGUUUUUAAUCAGAUCCGGCAGUGGUGUAUAGGUAAAGUUAAUGGCGUUAAUCCUGAACCACUGCACAUUUUUGUUACUGGCGGUGCGGGCACAGGGAAAAGUCACUUAAUUCGCGCGAUAGAGUAUGAAGUUAAAAGAUUACUCUCACCUACUUGUAAACAUCCCGACAACACGUGUGUGCUCUUAACAGCUCCCACAGGUAUAGCAGCAUAUAAUUUGGAGGCCACAACAAUCCACUCAACAUUUUCUAUAGGAAAGGAUGUACGCUUACCGUACACUCCUUUAGGUGAAGAGAAGCUCAAUUCUUUGCGUUCUCGAUUUUGCGAUCUCCAGCUUCUCAUUAUAGAUGAAAUAUCAAUGGUAGAUCACAACCUCUUAUCCUAUGUCCAUGGUAGAUUGCGGCAGAUUAAACAAACGGGGAACUUUUCACCUUAUGGGAACGUCAGUGUUGUGGCUGUUGGAGAUUUUUUCCAGCUGCCUCCUGUUAAAGGGAAACCACUCUAUUCUGAUGGUGUAGGUAGCAGCAUAUGGACUGAUCUAUUUAAGGUUGUUGAAUUAACAGAGAUAGUUAGACAAAAAGAUGCAGUGUUUUCCCAGCUGUUAAAUAGGAUUAGGACUCAUUCCAAAGGUCAACCGCUGUUACCUGAGGAUUUACAGAUUCUAAAAACUUGUGAAACAGGUGAGGUGAGCUCAGCCUUGCACAUAUUUGCGACGAAUAAACAAGUAAAUGAGCACAAUAUUAUUCAGUUAUGUCAGACUUGUCCUGAUUAUAUAUCAUUUAAAGCCAAAGAUUAUGUUAAUGAUAAAAAAACUGGCAAACUGAAGUUGUUGGAAGGUAAUCAUGCUAGAGCUUCGAACACAAAUUUGGCUGAAGAGUUGUUGUUGGGUAAGGGUGCGCGUGUGAUGUUAUGCAAAAAUGUGGAUGUUGCCGAUGGUUUGGUAAACGGGGUCUGUGGUAUUGUGACGGAGAUUAUAAUGCAGGACAAUGACACCUUUCCUAAAAAGGUUUAUGUUCAAUUUGAUGACCAUCGUGUAGGCUUGCAGAGGAGGAAAACUUCCCAGUCUCUGUCAUCGAAUUUAGCUGGUUCCACACCUAUUGAACCAGAAGAGGAAAAAGCCACUGUUAAAGGUGGAUUACGACGACAAUUUCCUCUCAAACUGGCAUGGGCAUGUACUGUCCACAAAGUACAGGGCUUGACUGUUAACUCAGCUGUGGUCAGCCUCAGUAAAAUAUUUGCGCCUGGCCAAGCAUAUGUUGCCCUUAGCCGUGUGACGACUCUUUCUGGGCUCACAAUUCAGAAGUUUGAUGCAAAAAGAAUCUACUGUAAAGAUGACAUCACCGUUGCUGUCAGUAGGAUGGCGCCCCUUCUGAGUGGACAUACACAGUGGGACAGAUUUAACACAUCUGUCUUUACUUUCUUUUUAAUGAAUGUCCAAAGUUUGAAUAGACAUGUUAAAGACUUGGCUUUCUGCACACGGCAUUUGCAACCAAGUUGUAUUGCUGUAACAGAAACAUGGCUGACUACAGCCUGUUCAGAUGCGGUAAAGAUUGAUGGGUACAGUUUUUACAACUGUCCACGACAUUUAUCGUAUACUAGCAAUCAAGCGGCAUUGGCGGCGUUGCAAGACCAACAACGUGGUGGUGUAGGCAUCUACACUGCACAUGGAGUGUCCUUUGAACUUUUAAAGGUUCAAGACGUGAACUUGGAGUGUUUAACUUACAAAUUUGUUAGUUUAAACCUACUACUGGCUGUAAUUUAUCGGCCCCCUUUGUAUCCUCUUUCUGUAUUCCAAGCAAAUUUGGUAAAGUUGCUUGAUUGGUUGGAGCCUCAAAGUGAGAACGUAUUGCUGAUGGGUGAUUUUAAUGAUGACAUUUUAAAGUCAUCUGCUGUAUUGAAAGUUGUGACUGACAGAGGCUAUGCCCAAAUAGUCACAGAUCCUACCACAGAAAGGGGUACUUUAAUAGAUCACGUUUAUAUAAAAUCAAAGGUAUAUGAAAUGGAGGCAGUUGUUAUGCCAACAUAUUUUAGUGACCAUCAGGGAAUUUUUUGUGGAUUUAAACAGUUUUAGUUUUUUUUCCUGAUCGGGUCAUCAUGUAUGUCGUAAAAUGGUUUUACUACUUUGUGGUGAUAAUAGUGAUAUGUCAUUGGAAAUGGCUGUAGUGACUUUUAUAGGUAAUCUGGUUAUCAUGUGGGGUGUUAAAUGGCUGUAGGGAUUUUUAUAGGUAGUCUUGGAAUCAUGUGUGGUGUUAAAUGGCUGUAGGGAUUUUUAUAGGUAAUCUGGUUAUCAUGUGUGGUGUUAAAUGGCUGUAGGGAUUUUUAUAGGUAAUCUGGGCAUCAUGUGUGGUGUUAAAUGGCUGUAGGGAUUUUUAUAGGUAAUCUGGGCAUCAUGUGUGGUGUUAAAUGGCUGUAGGGAUUUUUAUAGGU
Nothobranchius furzeri (turquoise killifish) is the source of this 10822-nucleotide messenger RNA. Lineage: Eukaryota; Metazoa; Chordata; Actinopteri; Cyprinodontiformes; Nothobranchiidae. The record is from RefSeq and is a predicted model, not a curated record.